Messenger RNA from Exophiala viscosa, 1634 nucleotides. Its product is annotated as Anhydro-N-acetylmuramic acid kinase. Bases 258 to 1610 code for a protein of 450 amino acids. Gene Ontology annotation, biological process: peptidoglycan turnover; amino sugar metabolic process. NCBI's taxonomy places the organism in Eukaryota, Fungi, Ascomycota, Eurotiomycetes, Chaetothyriales, Herpotrichiellaceae. The record is from RefSeq and is a predicted model, not a curated record. Gene Ontology annotation, molecular function: phosphotransferase activity, alcohol group as acceptor; ATP binding. The transcript is spliced from 2 exons.
GUCCUAUUAUCGGUGGGAAAGUUGUUCCUAGCGCGCAUGCUACGUUGCACAUUUCCAUCCACACUCUAACGACAGUGCGGCACGUACCAGCUUCUCCCACGCCGUCUUGAGAUCGGCGUCCCGGAAUGAGAUCCCUUGGUCUGCCACUGAGACCUUUUCGUACAUCAUCUCAUCAUAAGCGCUCGAUCGUGUUAGCCAUUUCGCAUUCGCUCCAACAUUUUAUUGGGAGCCCGACCGAUAUUUCAUAAUAACUCGUGAUGGGUGGGCCAAUUGACGGAGUAGCGUCAAAUUCACCGAUGGACGAAUUUCAGGAUCCUGUAGGCCCAGCGCUGGACCUCACAGUGUUGGGUUUGAACAGUGGCACAUCAAUGGAUGGGAUCGACUGCGCAUUAUGUCGGUUUCGACAGCUGGACCCUUCCAGUCCCGUCGAAUUCGAGUUGUUACGAUAUGGCGAAACACCACUGGACCCUGCGAUCAAGACUCGAGUUAUGAAGAUGAUUUUGCGAAACUCGACAUCACCUGAAGAGAUUGCCGAAAUCAAUGUCAUCCUAGGAGAAGCAUUUGCCAGAGCGGCCCAAGAUUUUCUAAAGCAAAAUGAGAUUGACAUAUCGGCGGUUGAUGCAAUUGGUUCGCAUGGCCAAACUAUAUGGCAUCUUCCACAGCCUCGCAAAGGCCAAGUCAGGACGACCUUGAGUAUGGCUGAAGGAGCCAUCAUUGCUGCACGGACAGGGAUCACCACAGUCUCUGACUUUCGCAUCAGUGAAGUUGCGGUUGGCCGUCAGGGUGCACCACUCGUUGCAUUCUUUGACGCCCUCUUGCUACACCAUCCCACCAAGCUUCGAGCUUGUCAGAAUAUUGGAGGGAUUGGAAAUGUCUGCUUCAUCCCCUCGGACCAACAGGGUGGUGUGGAUCAGUGCUAUGACUUCGAUACAGGUCCAGGAAACAUCUAUAUCGAUGCAGCCGUCCGGUAUUUCACCAAGGGGCAGCGGGAAUAUGACAAGGAUGGUGAAAUGGGCAAACAAGGCUCGGUGGAUCAAGAGAUUGUGGACGAAUUCCUCCACCACCCCUUCUUCAAACAAGAUCUCCCCAAAACAACAGGUAGGGAAGAUUUUCGCGAUACUUUGGCCUUCGAUAUCAUUCGCAAAGGAGAAGAGAAGGGUCUCAACCCUGCCGAUAUCGUGGCUGCUAUAACCCGUAUUACUGCACAAUCCAUAGUCGACCAUUAUCGUCGCUUCGCGCCAUCGCAAGAUGUUGACGAGAUCUUCCUGUGCGGCGGAGGAGCUCUCAACCCCAACAUCACGGACUUCAUACAACAACAAUAUCCCAAUUCGCGGAUAUUGAUGCUAGAGGAGGCCGGGAUCCCUGGAGCGGCUAAAGAAGCCAUAACGUUUGCCUGGCUAGGUAUGGAAGCUGUUGUCGGCAGGCCUGUUGUAGUCCCAGCGCGGGUUGAAACGCAAAGGGAGCAGGUUUUGGGCAAGGUCUCACCGGGUGAGAACUAUAGGCAGGUGAUGCUGAAAGGCAUGCUCUUUGGGGGCGGAGUAAAGAAGCUGCAUCCGGUAAAGGACAUGCUAAACGUAGUUGGAAGCAAAGUCUUCACCAACAAAUGGUAGAAAAGGGAGACUGCAAAAAAUGAU